CCGAGGUCUUGCCAGUGCGCGCGCGCCAGCCGCCUCCCCUCCGCCCCUCGCUGCCGGCCUCGGGCAUCCACGGCCGGUGGUCCAGCCGCCCGCCACGGCCCUGAACAUGGCCGCAAGCCCCGCUGCCCCCCUGGCCUGGGCGCUGCUACUCCUCUCGUGGGCUCUGCUCCGCGGCGGCUGCCGGGCACGCUUCGCUGCCGAGCCGGACUCCGAAGACGACGAAGGGGAGGCGGUAGUAUUCCCCGAGUCGCCCCUGCAGAGACCCACGGUGAUGGUGGCCGUCCUCGCGCGUAACGCUGCGCACACGCUGCCUCACUUCCUCGGCUGCCUGGAGCGGCUGGACUACCCCAAGAGCAGGAUGGCCAUCUGGGCAGCCACUGAUCACAAUGUGGAUAAUACAACAGAAAUACUCAGGGAGUGGUUGAAAAAUGUCCAGAGAGCCUAUCACUAUGUGGAGUGGAGGCCUAUGGAUGAACCUGAGUCUUAUCCUGAUGAAAUUGGACCAAAGCACUGGCCUGGCUCCCGUUUUGCCCAUGUGAUGAAACUACGACAGGCAGCCCUUCAAACUGCGAGGGAAAAAUGGUCAGACUACAUUCUGUUCAUAGACGUUGACAACUUCCUGACUAAUCCACAGACCCUCAGUCUACUGAUUGCAGAAAACAAAACCGUUGUGGCCCCCAUGCUGGAGUCUCGGGGCCUGUACUCUAAUUUCUGGUGCGGAAUCACACCUCAGGGCUUCUAUAAACGGACCCCAGACUAUCUUCAGAUUAGAGAAUGGAAGAGGUUGGGCUGCUUUCCGGUCCCCAUGGUCCACUCCACAUUCCUAAUUGACCUCAGGAAGGAAGCCUCUGACAAGCUGAUGUUCUACCCACCGCACCAGGACUACACCUGGACCUUUGAUGACAUCAUCGUCUUUGCCUUCUCCAGCAGGCAAGCAGGCAUCCAGAUGCACCUCUGCAACAGAGAGCACUACGGCUACCUGCCCAUCCCCCUGAAGCCCCAUCAGACCCUACAGGAGGACAUUGAGAACCUCAUCCAUGUGCAGAUAGAAGCAAUGAUUGACCAUCCUCCAAUGGAACCUUCCCAGUUCGUCUCAGUUGUCCCUAAAUAUCCAGACAAGAUGGGAUUCAAUGAGAUUUUCAUGAUAAACCUCAAGCGCAGAAAGGACAGGCGGGACCGGAUGUUACGUACCCUGUACGAGCAGGAGAUUGAGGUCAAGAUUGUCGAGGCUGUGGAUGGAAAGGCACUCAACACAAGCCAGCUGAAGGCCCUGAAUAUUGAAAUGCUGCCUGGAUAUCGAGAUCCCUACUCCUCCAGGCCUCUAACUAGGGGUGAAAUUGGCUGCUUCCUUAGCCACUACUCUGUCUGGAAAGAGGUAAUUAACCGAGAGCUGGAGAAGACUCUUGUUAUUGAGGAUGAUGUGCGUUUUGAACAUCAGUUUAAGAAGAAGCUCAUGAAGCUGAUGGAUGAUAUUGAUCGAGUCCAGCUGGAUUGGGAACUGAUUUAUAUUGGCAGGAAGAGGAUGCAACUAAAAGAGCCAGAGAAAGCUGUGCCCAAUGUGGUAAAUCUGGUCGAAGCUGACUAUUCUUACUGGACUCUGGGCUAUGUCAUCUCUCUGGAAGGAGCACAGAAGCUUGUUGGAGCCAAUCCUUUUGGGAAGAUGUUACCAGUGGAUGAGUUUCUGCCAAUCAUGUACAACAAGCAUCCUGUUGCUGAGUACAUGGAGCAUUACGAAUCCAGGGACUUGAAAGCCUUCUCUGCAGAACCCUUGCUCAUCUACCCAACACACUACACAGGCCAGCCAGGGUAUCUGAGUGACACGGAGACCUCAACCAUCUGGGACAAUGAGACAGUGGCCACUGACUGGGACAGGACACAUGCCUGGAAGUCCAGGAAGCAAGGUCACAUCUACCGCAAUGAGAAGAACACAGAGGCCCUGCCACCGCCAACCUCCCUGGACACUGUGCCUUCGAGAGAUGAGCUAUGAGGGUUCCAUGGGGGGUUUACUGCCCUUUGGUUUUCCUAAUGGGGUAUUGAUAUGUUUGUUCCAGUUUCUUUUCAUGGUCACGAUCAUCUAACCAAAGUGAUCUAAUGUGAUUGAUCAAAAUUAGGAUGUUUUUGACAAGGGAAGAGAAUAGGGAAACUAAACCCAAAUUUCCUAGAUGGCUAGAAAAUAGGCUUUAUGGCAACCAUUAAGGUGAACUUCAAUCCAGACACCUUGUCCCUCAGUUCAUUACCCAUAUGAUACUGGUUCCCACAUUGAGGUUGAACAGCAUGGCUCAGAGAUUCGUCCAAGGGAAA
Molecule: messenger RNA, 2301 nt
Organism: Mesoplodon densirostris (Blainville's beaked whale)
Lineage: Eukaryota; Metazoa; Chordata; Mammalia; Artiodactyla; Ziphiidae
Gene: COLGALT2
Product: collagen beta(1-O)galactosyltransferase 2
Exons: 12
Coding region: 107-1987 (626 amino acids)
Molecular function (GO): procollagen galactosyltransferase activity
Source: RefSeq, a predicted model, not a curated record